Folsomia candida is the source of this 785-nucleotide messenger RNA. Its product is annotated as protein LLP homolog. The transcript is spliced from 3 exons. Gene Ontology annotation, biological process: dendrite extension. Gene Ontology annotation, molecular function: RNA binding. Lineage: Eukaryota; Metazoa; Arthropoda; Collembola; Entomobryomorpha; Isotomidae. The coding region runs from base 109 to 612 and encodes 167 amino acids. The record is from RefSeq and is a predicted model, not a curated record. Gene Ontology annotation, cellular component: nucleolus.
UCGUCUCAAAGUUCCUCGCGUGCUCAUUCACUCCUCGUGUUCACACAGUUCUUGCAUUUAGUUUUUUUUUUGAGAUUUCCGAAUAAUUAGUUAAAUUAGUGUUUCAAAAUGGCAAAAAGUUUAAGAAGCAAGUGGAAGAGGAAGAUGAAGGCAGCAAAGCGAGAAAAGAAUGGGGUCAGGGAAAACGACCGUCUAAUUAAAAUGUUGACCGCCGCUGGCGAAUAUCCACAAAUUGCAGGUGAAAUUAAAAUGGAGGACGACAUUACAGAAGUGUCGACAAAAAUUCCUAUCGUUGAGGCCAGACGCAUCAUUCGCCCAAGAAAAAUCCGUCGUGGCGGUGACAAACGGAAGUCAAGGCGAGAUUUGGCUGAAGAAAAAACAGAUGACGACGAAGAGGAAGUGAUUGAUGACGACGAGGAAGAUAAAGGUGAAGGUGAAGACAUGGCCGUCGAUAAGCCGGAACAUGUCUUUAGCAAAAGGACUAUGCGUGAUCAAUUUGGAAAUUACCCCGCUUGGAUGAAUAAACGGAAAAUGAGAACACAACAAAAGAAAAAUAAAAGGAUAUCGAAACGCCGAGCAUUAUCAGUUUCAGGAAAGAAGAUUAAAAGAUAAAAAACAAGUUUGAUUUAAUUUGCAUUCUGUCAGAUUUAUUAAUUAAUUACGGAUAACUUGGAAAUUAUAUUUAGUAAACGUAAUAGUUUUUAACAAUUUCAAGAUAUAUCUGACCAUCUACCUUUAUAUUUAUUAAUAUUUGUGUUUCAAGCAAAUAACAAUCGCAGUAAUUA